Molecule: messenger RNA, 1249 nt
Organism: Carassius carassius (crucian carp)
Lineage: Eukaryota; Metazoa; Chordata; Actinopteri; Cypriniformes; Cyprinidae
Product: gastrula zinc finger protein XlCGF8.2DB-like
Exons: 2
Coding region: 1-1053 (350 amino acids)
Biological process (GO): regulation of transcription by RNA polymerase II
Molecular function (GO): DNA-binding transcription factor activity; RNA polymerase II cis-regulatory region sequence-specific DNA binding
Source: RefSeq, a predicted model, not a curated record
AUGGCGUCUAUUAAAGAGGAGAGUGAAGACAUUAAGAUUGAAGAUGCAAUCAGUGUGAAACAAGAAGAUACUGAGGAACAAACAGAUCUGAUGCCGCAGAAAGAGGAGAGUGAAGUACUUGAUGGAAUGAAAGAAAAAGAUCAGUGUAAGAACAAUCAAGAUACCGUAACUGAAGAAUUAUCUUAUAAGACUUCCUCACAAAAAAGUAAUUUCACCUGCCAACAGUGUGGAAAGGGUUUCUCUUUAAAGGCAAGCCUGAAACGCCACAUUGAUGCUCACUCUGGAGAGAGGCCUUACGCCUGCCCGCAGUGUGGAAAGUGUUUCAAUAAAAAAGCAACCCUACAAGAACACAUACGUAUACACACUAGAGAAAAGCCUUAUACGUGCCCUCAGUGUGGAAACUGUUUCACUCAGCAAGGAAACUUUAACAGGCACAUGAGAGUUCACACUGGAGAGAAGCCUUACGCCUGCAAACUGUGUGAAAAGAGCUUUACAACAAAACUAAACCUUAAGGAUCAUAUAAACAGUCACACUGGUGAGACGCCAUUUACAUGUGAUCAGUGUGAAAGGAGGUUCCGAUAUAAGAUAACCCUUAAAAGGCACAUGAAGGUUCACUUAAGAGAGAGCAGUUUUACAUGUCCUCAGUGUGGAAUGAGUUUCUCAGACAGCAAAAACCUUACGAAUCAUGUGAUUACUCACACUGGAGAGAAACCACACAUGUGCCUUCAAUGUGGAAAGACUUGCUCAAACAAUACAAAUCUUGCUGUUCACAUGAGAGUUCAUACUGGAGAGAAGCCUUUCACUUGCCCUCAGUGUGGAAGGAGCUUCAGAUUCAUUGGAAACUUUCAGACUCACAUGAGAGUUCACACCGGAGAGAGGCCUUACAUCUGCCCUCAUUGUGGAAAGAGCUUCAGAUUUAUUGGAAACUUCCAGACUCACAUGAGAAUUCACACAGGAGAGAGACCUUACAAGUGUCUUGAGUGUGACGAGAGUUUCUCAUAUCAGAGAAACCUGAAAAACCAUCUGUUAACUCACUCUGGAAAGGAAUUCUAGUGUUUCCUCAGUGGCAAGAGAUUUACAAAAUAGAGCAAUUUCAAAAAUCAGCAGCUCAUUCAUUUUAGAGAAUAGCAAAUUUUUAAAUAAAAUUUGGCUCUGCAAUUUAAAUGGGACUAGAGAAUACUAGUAAUGGCGUGAAAUUUCAACAAGUUUCAAAUAUGAAUAGUUGCGAGUAGGGAUGCACAAUAUAGUU